CUUACUGUCAACUUCUUCCUCCUUCUAUACGUUAGCAGAAGUUAGUCUAGGAACAAAAGAGAUGAGAUAUUGAGAUGACGGACAUAUAUGUCUCUGUUCUACGGCGUGGUGCCGACCUAAUGCACAUAGAUUCAUCUAAAGUUUGGGAUCGAGCGGUAGACGUCGUAGCUGCGAAUUGGCAUUUGGGAUUUACAGCGUUCGGUGGUCCGCCAGUGCACUUCCAAAUUCUUCACAAGAAAUUUGUAGAGAAAUACGAGUGGGUAGAUGAGCAAAUGUUUCAAGAGGUUUUUGCGCUCAGUCAGGCACUCCCAGGCCCAGCAAGUACCAAGAUGUUGUUCUGCAUAAACUAUCUUCGUGGUGGUCUUCUCGCUGGAUUUGGUGCAUUCUUACUAUGGUGUCUUCCCGGGGCCAUCGGCAUGUAUGGUUUAUCAUUAGGUGUCUCACACAUCAGUGAUACCCUACCUCUACCCGUCUACGCUCUACUCUCUGGUCUCAACGCAGCCACUGUCGGCAUCAUCGCUCUCGCCGCCGUUCAGCUUGCGCAAAAAGCUAUCACUGAUAAAGUUACCCGUGCGCUAGUGUUCCUUGGUGGAGUUGGUGGGAUGCUGUACACAGCUUUAUGGUUUUUCCCAGUCCUGAUGGCUGGGGCGGGAAUCGUAACGAUUGUUUGGGAUUUUCGGUGGCUCCAGCGCAUGUAUAAGCGGGUAUGGAAACCACGGCGGACAUUGGAUCAGACGACUGGAGAAGGCCCCGAACCGAGACAGCGCUCUAGUGGGGAGAUGCCGGAGGAUGAAAGGGCUCCUUACACUGAGCCAGACCAAGAUGAGAGGUCGAUAUAUCUUCGACGCAUGCCGCUUUCUGAGGAUCCUAAUCUAGUAUCGACAGAAGUUGAAGCUUCUCCUGACAGUGAUGAGACUACUAGAUCACAAGAAGAAUCACAGUCUACCGACCGAGUCGUUCCAGCAAGCCUACAAAUGAAUCUCCUAACUUGGAAAACUGGAGUGUGUGUCAUUAGCGCCUUCUUAAUGUCCUUUAUCACGAUCAUGGUUAUUCGCGGUCUACUGAAAAGUCCACCUAGAGGCGUCUCACUAUUCGCAAACCUCUACCUUGCAGGCACGAUUAUCUUUGGCGGCGGACCUGUAGUUAUUCCCCUUCUUCGCGAGUACAUUGUGGCCGAAGGUUGGGUCUCCCCACGCGAUUUCCUCCUUGGCCUUGCGCUCAUCCAGUCUUUUCCCGGCCCAAACUUUAACUUUGCCAUCUACCUUGGCUCGCUUGCGACUGCCGGGACACCUCUUCCAUCAUUUUCAGGGGCCCUGAUCGGAUUUAUUGCGAUUUUCACGCCGGGCAUCAUUAUUGUCAUAGGAAUCAUGGGAUUAUGGAGCGUUCUACGCUCUCAUCGCUGGCUGCUGUCUCUGCUACGGGGAAUUAAUGCUGGGGCUGUUGGAUUGGUUUUUACGGCAGUGUAUAAAUUGUGGCAGAUUGGCUACGUAGAUGUGGAUAAUCAGGGUGGGAGUCCCCUUGGAAGAGACCCAUGGUGGGUUGCAAUAACGGCUACGAGUUUCGUUGGAGGUGCAUGGUUCGGGUUGAGUGCACCAUUUGCGAUUUUGCUUGGGGGUGCGAUGGGGAUGGCUUGGUAUGGAGUUGUGGUGGUCUAGAAAAUACGUACUAAGAGAGCACAAGUUUCAGCAUGAAUUUGCGCCGUACAGCCGCCAUAAAGCUGAUAUUAAUCUCCCACAUCAUAAUGAGGCUCUAAAGCUUAGAUAAGACCCUCUAAGUAUUAGGAG
Molecule: messenger RNA, 1784 nt
Organism: Pseudogymnoascus verrucosus
Lineage: Eukaryota; Fungi; Ascomycota; Leotiomycetes; Thelebolales; Thelebolaceae
Exons: 4
Coding region: 75-1655 (526 amino acids)
Biological process (GO): chromate transport
Molecular function (GO): chromate transmembrane transporter activity
Source: RefSeq, a predicted model, not a curated record